Messenger RNA from Phyllostomus discolor (pale spear-nosed bat), 6239 nucleotides. RefSeq names its product transmembrane protein 33 (gene TMEM33). The transcript has 8 exons. Gene Ontology annotation, cellular component: endoplasmic reticulum; membrane. Gene Ontology annotation, biological process: endoplasmic reticulum tubular network organization; membrane organization. Lineage: Eukaryota; Metazoa; Chordata; Mammalia; Chiroptera; Phyllostomidae. The coding region runs from base 175 to 918 and encodes 247 amino acids. The record is from RefSeq and is a predicted model, not a curated record.
CUGUUCCGGCAGUAACCCGGCGCCGGCUUUAGAGCGGCCCUGUUGGUCCUGGUUUCGAAGCUCCGCCUUCGCUCCGGUCUUUCUAGAAACUCAGCUUCGUACUUGGCGGUACCGGACUGGUACUGCACGGCCACUGUAGGUGUCCGCGGCGUCCCAGACACGUGUGUGUCCCCUAUGGCGGAUACCCCCUCGAACGGCCCCCAAGGGGCGGGCGCAGUGCAAUUCAUGAUGACCAAUAAACUGGACACAGCGAUGUGGCUUUCUCGCUUGUUCACAGUUUACUGCUCUGCUUUGUUUGUUCUGCCUCUUCUUGGGUUGCAUGAAGCAGCAAGCUUUUACCAACGGGCUUUGCUGGCAAAUGCUCUUACCAGUGCUCUGAGGCUGCAUCAAAGGUUACCGCACUUCCAGUUGAGCAGAGCAUUCCUGGCCCAAGCUUUGUUGGAGGACAGCUGCCACUACCUGCUGUAUUCACUCAUCUUCGUCAAUUCCUACCCUGUUACAAUGAGUAUUUUCCCAGUUUUGUUAUUCUCUUUGCUUCAUGCCGCUACGUACACAAAAAAGGUCCUUGACGCAAAAGGCUCAAAUAGCUUACCUCUGCUGAGAUCUAUGUUGGAUAAAUUAAGUGCUAAUCAACAGAAUAUUCUGAAAUUCAUUGCUUGUAAUGAAAUACUCUUGAUGCCUGCUACAGUUUUUAUGCUUUUUAGUGGUCAAGGAAGUUUGCUCCAGCCUUUUAUAUACUAUAGAUUUCUUACUCUCCGAUACUCCUCUCGAAGAAAUCCAUAUUGUCGGACCUUGUUUAAUGAAUUGAGGAUUAUUGUCGAACAUAUAAUAAUGAAACCUUCUUGCCCACUGUUUGUGAGAAGACUUUGUCUCCAGAGCAUCGCAUUUAUAAGCAGAUUGGCACCAACAGUUGCGUAGCGUAAUAUCCAGCUAAGUUAAAUAUAAAUAAGCAUUAGUAGCAGCUGAUACUUCUGCUAGGGAUUGUUGAUUCCAGGUGUGAAACUGACCUCACUCCAAUUUACAUAAAUUCAUCUUCAUCUUAAUGGAACAAUAACAUUUUCCUGGCAUGUUAAAUCAAGCGUUUAUAAAAAAAGUUUCUAAGAAAAUUCUACUGUGUUGUGUUGUUAAUGGUUGAGGAAGUUUGUAUUUUGUAAUAAAUGUAUCAAAUUUUUUUUAGAUGCUGCUGUGCCUUUAUCAUGUAUGUUUAUUUCUCUUGUAACAAUAGCUCUAAAAUUUGUUUCAGCCUAAUUGGUAACCUGAAUUUAUUUAUAUCUGGCAUUAAUUCUUUAUGGUAACAUUUACAUAUGUGAAUUCAGUAUAUUUUGAGACAGUAUUUUGCCAUUUAUGAAUUUUGGUUGAUUAAGCCACAUUUUCCACUGUAUUUUAUUUCAAAUUGUUAUUAAAUUGAUUUUGUGCUGCUUUGUUAGUACAGAUUAAUUUUGGAUGUGCUGUUAUAAGAGGAGUUCAAAAUUUUAUUUCCAUUAAUACUUCUGUAGAUUUGAAUUUUUCUUUUAAAGGCUCAACUGUAAGCUUAUUAGCCAAUGAGGUAAAUAUUUGGGGUCCCCUAACCAUUUAUAUCAGAAAGCAGUAGUCAUACAGCUUUAGGAAAUCAUUCUUUUAUAAUGUGGACACAUAGGUUAUUAGUGUUACUAUAGUUCAUAGAAUUACCUAGAUCAAAUUCUUGACUGCCGUUUUUCUCAGUCUCUUAUGCUUGACUUUUCAUAAGAGUUGUAGCAGUUCAGGUACCUUUGAAAGGGAUGUAACUGAAGAUUGGUUAUAUGACUAUACUUAGUAUCUCUUCUGAAAUAAUAAUGAAGAUUAUCCUGUACAUUCUUUACCCAUCAAAUCUGAUUUAAAGGUUAAAUGGGAAGGUUUAUAGCUAAGGUAAUUGAUUGGGAAUGGUCCCUGAAGAGGAGUUUGGGGGAAAGAGCAUACAUUUCAUAUUUCAUGAUGGACAAAUUUGGGGGAACUGGAUGUAUUAUGCAGCUGUGAUUUGGGUUGUAUGAUAUGUUAAAUCCUGUUUACUGAGCUAUCAGCUCUAAAAAGUUUAUUUUGACCUUUAUUGUUGCAUGAUUAGAAAUGUUUAAAAUAUUGCAAAAAUUCUAGUACAGAGUAAUGUAACGGUUUUUGUAACCAGUUCUCUUCUUUCUGCAUGUAAUUUGGAUUUCUCAAAUACAUUCAUUGGUAACUUAUUAGUAAGAUCAGUUUUCUUUUUGUUCAACUUUCAAUCUGUAGAAAUGUGAUAUCUACUUGAUAGCUCAACCAUAACCAACUCUUUUGUAACAUUUUUCUACUAACUUAGAGAAGCAGCCUCAUAAUAGUUGAUUGUGUGUGUGUGUGUGUGUGUGUGUGUGUGUGCGUGGCUAGCCUCAUUGUCACUAUAUAUGUAAUCUGAUGAUUUUAAGAACUAAAUUUUCUAGAGUAAUAAGUGGCUAUAAUGUUAAGUAAACAGUAUACUAUUGAUAUCUAAAGAUAUUUUUUAAAAUUUAAGCCUUGAAUUAUAUCGAAAUUUUGGCAGUGAAGGCACAUUUUUAAGUUACUAGUUUUUUUGUUUUUGUUUUUACAGAUUUUUAAAUCUUGAGAUAAUUUUAGAUUUAUAGAGGUGACUAAGAAAUUAAUCCUGGAACAAUAUUGCUAACUAAAGUACAGACCUAUUCAGAUUUCACCAGUUUUUACACUUGUUAAUAUUCUUUUUGUGUGCUCUGUUUUACUGUGAUUAUUUAUUAUUUACUUUUAAUGACCUGUAAAUGUGCUUGUAUUUUGAGUUUUUCUCUUUUACUUUGAAAAUUACUGUUGGCUAAAAAAAAUUCAUAAGGAAAAGAAUUCAUGUUGGCUUUAACAUUUGGAUUUUCACAAUUUAAAACACUGCGCUUUAAAAGUCGAGGUUUUUUUAUCAAAAACAGGAUUAUAUUCCUGACAUGGUCAUGUUUGGCUGUUCUUUAAAGGAAGGCUUGAUUUAUAAAUGAAAUAUUCCUACACUCAUGGAAAAGUACAUUUUACAAUUUGAACAUUAUUAGAUGUUUAGUUUGCAUGAACUUGUAGUCACAGACUCUGUGAUACGAAUACGUACAACCAGCUGAUACGGCAUCCCAAAUUCUAGUGUAGCUUGUAUACCUAUCAGUUAAAAUUAAGGAAAUACAAUAGCAGUAUAUAGAGUGAAUGUAGUAGGAAAAAAUUAGCAGCAUAGCUGGACUUAUUUAAACAGAUUUAAAAAAUGACUAACAUCCAGAAUAUCUAAUCCUUCAGCAAAUGCAGUCCUUCUCCCAUUUUUAGAUACUACACUUUCUUGGGCAGGGGAGCCUCAUACAAAACUUCCUUUAUCUAGUAGUGAGUGUAUAUUCCAUUUCUGCACUUGAUUCCUCAUGAAUUGAAACUUGAACAUCAUUCCAAAAAGAAAUUUCUUAAAUAACAGUUCGUACUUACUAGUAAAUUUACUUGGGAUAAAAUUUGCCAAGGUAGAUAGAUGGUCCUGGAAGUAAGCAAGAAUGAAAGCUUGCCUUUAAUUUUUUUUUUUUUUUUUUUUAAGAUAUUUAGGUAUCUCCCUUACAGGGAAAAUCAAGGCAUGUUACUCUUAAACCAGAAGUUACAAAAGAUUUAUGAGAUCUAUUGUAGAACUAAAAUACAGUGCUAUCAGAAUACUUCCUUUCUUCCUAAAAGUCAGGAUCACACAUUCAGAUUAGGUUUGUAGGCUUAGGACAUAAGUAUUAUUCAUCCUGGGAGAGAAAAUGAUUAUAUAUGUAAUAAGACAAGUAGAACUAACGUAGUUUUUUGAAAGUUUGAGAUCAGAAUGAAUGAAAUUAAUUUUGAGAGACUGUGAUCAAGAUACUUAUCUAAUGCUAAGGAAUUUAAUUUGGUUAAUAUAAUUAUUCUAAAGCUUCUUCCCUGCCCAAACCCCCUUAGGAUCUGCUAGCCUCAAAGCUGUUACCCAGAUCUCAACUAGUUUUGCUACCUAUUCUGUCACAAAAACCUCAGGGGAGAAAGUAACCACAGACAGGUAGGUAUGUUUGUGAUCAGUAGGUGGCACUCUUUCCUCAAGUGCCCCCCCCCCCCCCCGCCCAGUUUCCCCUGCCAUGUGGGAAGGUUAAAAGCCACUAAAAGAUCUGAGUCAGCCAUAAAACUAAGGAUCUUAAUUCCAUGACCUUUUAAAAUAUGUAAUUACUCAAUAUUCAGCAAGUAUUUGGCAAGCAUUUAUUCUGAGUACAUAAUUAAAAUAUUGAAAUGCUCAAAAGCUGGAAAAUGUAUCCUGUUAAUAUCAGCUUUCUAGGUAAACAGUAAAAUAGGCCACAAUUGUGAGAGGCAUUAUUAAGAUCAUCAUCUCUUUUUCUUCUUAUUGUACGUUUCUACAUCACUCAAACAAAAUCAAUUAUAAAAUUAUUCUUUUUUCAGGUGUGUAGAAAAAUGGUACUUAAAAUUUUUUUCAUGGUCAUUUUGUAGGUACUAGAGGGUGUAAGCAGCUUGACCUCUUAAAAUUUAAACUUUUAUAGAAAUAAAAAUGCAUAUUGAAAUUUUUGGAUAUUAGGAAUGGUACCUAGAUUUGUAAAUUCAGUUUGAGUUGCAGAGACAACUAGUUUCUCUUAAUACCUCAUUGGAAUUUCUCUAGGAUUAGAGUUCUGCAGAGGCUUUAUGAUAGUGUAGCUCAACAGAGAGUAUACCCAAAGCAUAUGCUUAUAUACCCGGGAGUUAUUUCCAGGGGUUGUUUUAAUGAGCAGUCCUCUUACAAUAUUCUGGGCAGAAAGUUGUUACGGGAUCUGGGAUUAAGAAAGGAGUAACUAAAAUUUGGGGAGGUGACUUGACUUGGAGUUGUGAGCAUGCAAAUAUAGUAUACAGAUGAUGUAUUGUAGAAUUCUACACCUGAAACUUACAGCAUUUUAUUAACCAGUGUCACCCCAAUAACUUCAAUAAAGAAUUGAGGGAGGCUUCCUGGUAGUAGUACUUAUUCUAGGACGUGUUUGUCUUCCAAGGCGACAUCCAAGUGGACUCUUAAAAGGAACACGUUCCUGCGUGAGAGACCAACUCGAGGACAGCCUUUCUAGAACCUUUUGUGCAGAGCAAACAGGAAGACUGACCUGCCUUGACUUUCAGUUGGUGUGAGAAGAGCAUAAAGUACAGUAUUUUUUAAAAUCUAGUGCAGGUUCUUUUUCUUAGAAAGUGAUAGUAAGAUAUUAUUGAUGGAUAUCUUUGCUGGACUCUAAAAUUCAGGCCGUAUUCCAGGAGAAAAAGGCCCCAAAAUCAUUUCACUUUUUCCUUCGUAGCCUUCUGAAGCUACUUUUUUGAUGUGCUCAGUCUUUUUAAACCUUUUUUCUUCUCUCUUGGGUCAUGACAGUUUAAUUCCAAACUUUGACUUUUUUUUUACCUUAAAAUAAAAAAUUGCUUUUGACAUACAUUUUUGCUUACAUCAGUUGAGACCAAAUGGGCAAAGUCUUGGGCAGGUGACAUCUGUGAUGUGUUAUAGUGGAACACAUGUACAAGGGUCGCAAGGAUUAGAGUCAUAAAAAAACUGCUUGAUUUAUAAAUGCAUUAUUCUGGUGCUCUAUAUAAUGGGAUAUAUUGAACUAAAAAAUUUGUAUAUACAGUAUGUCAGCAUUUCUUAGUAACUUCUCUUGAAUCCAUUUUUAAUAUCUAAUAUUGUACAGGUUGGGGAGUUACACUCUUCAGGCCAAUACCAUCCAGACUGUAUAAAUUUAUAAAAUAAAUUGAAAAAUUCAUCAUUCCCCUGUAUUCAAGACCAAAGCACAUAAAUGCUAAUGUAAGGCUCAGAGGGGAAAUAUAUUUCUCCUCAAUAUUUGAGAAAAUGUGAAGUCCUUUCAAGAAAAUCUAAUAAACAUAAUAAUCAUAGCCUGCUGACACUAAGGAAAAAGGACCUCAUUUGCUCUUUCUUUUAUGCAGCGAUUUACGGGUCCCUCCUGAUUUCCAAAUUGGAUCACUGUAGUAAAUUAUCUGUGCUGGUACCUGUGAAAGUAAGCCCUGGGAUCCAUAUUUGUUUUGUGUUCUGCUUAAAUCAGCAAGAAUGAUAAAUCUGAUGGUGUGAAAUUGGACGUGUCAAGGGCUUUCUUUGGUAAUUGACCAAAAUAAUGUCUCCACUUGUAAUUUAUUGUGCCCCUCUUUCACUGUAUGUGCUUUGUAUACCUAAUAUUUAUUUCAGUACAAAUUAAAUUGUUGUUCUUUCAUCUGUAUUGUUAUAGCUAAGAUUUUAUUGAUGUAAAAAUCAAAUUGUGUAAUAAAAAACUCUGUGGAUUUAA